Osmerus eperlanus (European smelt) is the source of this 5542-nucleotide messenger RNA. It is a transcript of the gene fndc1, whose product is annotated as fibronectin type III domain containing 1. The record is from RefSeq and is a predicted model, not a curated record. Gene Ontology annotation, molecular function: protein binding. Lineage: Eukaryota; Metazoa; Chordata; Actinopteri; Osmeriformes; Osmeridae.
CGCACUAUACUCACUAUGGCACCCGCCGCAGCACGGACUCUCCUAGCGCUCAUCCUCACCUUUAGUGCAUCAAGUCCCGGAUUGACAGGUGAGAAGCCUCUGCAGCCCAGGAACGUGCGUCUGACGUCGGUGGGGCAGGGUCUGAAGGUCAGCUGGGAGCCUCCCAACCAGCUGGACGGACGGCCGGAGAGGUACAACAUCGGCUACGGCAAGUCCAUGAGGACACUACGCUUUAUCAAAGUGGACAAGGACCGACGCUCCGAGGUGCUGGAGGAUGUAGAGCCCCGACUUCUGCACUUUCUCAAGAUGAGUGCUGAGAACGAGGAGGCAAGCAAACCUGUGUACAGAGCAGAGACCCCUGGAGGUGGUGAAUGGGUUAAACUUGACGGAUUUGCGGUGUUGGGCGGGGCUCCUCUCAAUGCAUCAUCGCAAGGUUCCCCCCGGUCUGCUGCCACCUCCAGGCCUGACCCCCCAGGACGGAGAGGAACUGGGGGAGCCACUCAGGCACGGCCAUCAGUCCUGGCCAUGCCUAAGGUACAGCUGAGAGCCCCCCAGUCUUCCUCUGGCCCGCGGCAGCCAGAGAGGAUGAGCGCGGGGGCGCCACUGCUGGACAGGAGGAAUAUUCACACUCAGCCACAAGCUGACCAGAGGACCCAGCGCUCCCCGCAACUAGCAUCUGAGUCCGUCUAUGUGGUGUCACUGCAGGCCCAGAAGGCACAGGGCCGGAGUGCUCCUGUCAACAGGCCCGUCAACUCAAAAAUAGAAACUCCAGAGCCUGAGGAGUAUGAGGCCCAAGACAUCAGUGUGAGGGUUAUGUCCCCACAGUCAGUCCUCAUCAGCUGGGUAGACCCUGCCGUCGAGAUGGAGAAGGUCACCCCCGGAGGCUCCAGACACUACACCAUCAAGUACAGAGAGAAGGGAGAGUCAGCUCGGUGGGAGUUCAAAACUACCAAUCAAAGGAGACUGCUGAUCGACACCCUGUCAGCUGACGGCAUGUAUGAGUUCUCUGUCCGCAUCUCCCAGGGAGAUAACCACGGCAAGUGGACCGUGUCCGUCUUCCAGAGGACCCCUGAAUCAGCCCCCUCCGGUCCUCCGGAGAACUUCCUGGUGCGGCCACUAAGGGGGAAGGGGACCGCCGUCACGGCAACUUGGGACCAGCCCGAGGAGCCCAAUGGAAGGAUACGAGAGUACAUAGUGUCCUACGCCCCGGCCAUGAAGCCCUUCAGUAUGAAGAGCAUGACAUAUCGUGGCAGCACCACUUCUGCUGUCAUAGAUGGCCUGCAGCCUGGGGAACGCUAUAUCUUCAAGAUCAGAGCUACCAACCGCAAGGGCCAGGGGCCCCAGAGCAAGGCCUACAGCGUAGCCAUGCCCGGAAGCAGCAGUGCUGCUUCGUCCGUGUCGCGGCACUCAAACCAAGACACCAAGAGGACCGCCCACAACCCCAGCCACACCUCCAAACAGGACAGUCACCACGACAACACUGACCAUCAAUCGGCAGCGGUGACUGAGGAGCCGACCACACCCACUGAAACCACCCCGGCCCCUCCAUCCUCCAGAAGGACACGCCCCCUCACACAGACACGGUCCUAUCACAGCAUUUUCUCAUCUGUGAGGGGCUCGAGUAGGAACAUGGCGACCAAUCAGCGGUUAGGCGGUGGGUCUUCCACAGCCAGAGACAAAGGGAGGAUUACUGAAGACAGACAGGAGGAUGACCAAUCACCUUCUCCCAGUCCUGUAGAUGAGGAGAAGCUGGCCAAUGAGGCUGUAGAUGAGAAGAAGCAUCCGGAGACUCCAGGGAACGUUGUUCUGUCAAGAGAGGAAGAGGAGGGAUAUGGCCGAGGGAAAGACCCCUCUGUACCUGACAGCUUCGACACCAGUCUCAAAACUGAACUCAAAGAGGUUGUCACCCCGUUCAAACCCUCCUCCUCCCUCCCUCUCCGCAAGCCCCUCCCAGGAAGAAGAAUAUACGCCGCCCACAUCCCCCGGACAUCAUCCAGGCGACCCCUCUCCAGGACCGCAAGCUCUCUGUCCAGGACUCAGGAGGUGGAUACUGGAUCAUCUUCGUCUUCCUCAUCCUCCUCUUCAUCCUCCUCAUCCUCAUCUUCCACCACUACCUCCUCCAGCCGCAGUUACAGCCAGGAGUCUGCAGCCAUAAGAAAAGACCACACAGCCUCCACCUACCCUGAGAGGAAGCACUCUUACGACCAGCCAGGGGAGACUGACAUCAAACCAGCCACCCCGGCCCCAACCCCAGACAACACCGCCUCGGAGCCCGAGAAGGAGAAACCUUCCCUGGGUCGGGGUUCUGGCUCCGCAGGGCGUGGUUUUGGGACUGGGUUUGGGUAUGGUAGGAGGAAGCCUGGAGUUGUGAGCAGGGGUAACCCCUCCAGGGUUCUGAUUGGCCUACGGAAAGCAGGAUCAGCCACAUCCCAUUUAGCUUUGUCCAACAGAGCCAAAACCCCAGAAACCUCCCAAACUUCCAACACACAUACUUCUAACCAACACUCUUCUGACUCUAACACACCCAAUACACACUCUACCAACCGGCACACUGUGAACACACACACUCCCAACAAACAGACUCACAGUUCAAAUAUUCCUAACCCACAGGAGACUGCUCGUGACAGAGAGGAGCACAACCACCGCGACCACAAACACACACAUACAGUGACCGUCAAAGAUCCCACACCCAGUCCUCGAACCACCACCACUACAAUUCCCACCACCUCUCCACCUCCAGAAGAGGAGGAGGACCAGGACGACCAGGAGGACCAGGAGACAGGAGAAGAGGAGAGCAGCAACCUGACCCCUGGCCUCCCACCCUCCAGAGUCAACCCCCCCGAAAGACUCCCCCACCACCUGAGCCGUCACCAGUCCCGGCCAGGAUUGGGGACGAGGGUCUCCGGGGCAACGGGUGUCUCCGGGGCAACAAGGGUCCCCUCCCCAAGAGCUGAUGGGCGUGUCCCGUGGAGUAGGUCAGGGUCCUCAUCCUCUGUGGGGGCAGGGCGUCCUUACCUGAGGGAGAUGCCCACCAGGACAAGGGUUGGGGUCUCCGGGCCAACAAGGGUUUCUGCGGCGACGGGGGCAGCGGGGGUAUCGGGAGUGCAGGAAACUAACCCGGACCUCAAGAACCCCUCCUCCCCCUCCCUCAACCCACUGAAGAAUGACCUGGGGGCCGAGUCACCAAAACCUUCCUUGCCAAAUAGGAAUACAGCUCUGAGUGGCUCUAGAAACCCCAUCACUUCCUCCUCUUCUUCAUCUUCUUCAUCUACCAACUCCCGUUCUUCCUCAGGUGGACACAGAGACUCCAGUGAGCUGGUCAGCAGAGGAAGCACCAGGGAGGAUGGACACACCGACAAUGAUCACGAUGAGGAUUAUUUGGAUGAGGGAAGUAAGGAGGUCAUUGAAAGGAACCAGAAGGACCCAGAUCCCACCCCCGCCCCCAAAACCACUACCUCAUUGGCCAGCAGCCCUCUAAGGCCCGCCCAGGAGGAGGGCGUUGUGGAACGUGGCUCCUCCCCCAGAGGUAGGACUGGUUCGUUCUCCUUCAUCCCCAUCCCUGUCCCUCGACGACCAAUCCCAGGGACCAAUACGAGAGUCCGAUCCCCCCUGCUAGCUAAUCGGCAGCCUGCUCUGACCUCGGAGGCGGGACAGGGGACAAGGACACGCUACCCCAGCAGACCCAAUGGUGGAGUCAAGCCUGGCUAUGGAAACGGUAAGAAUGGGCGGCCCAACCUGACAGCCACCAGGGACAAGGAGCCCAGCUCCACAGAGGACCAGGGCAAAGCCAACAGUCGCAGACACAUCACUGGUCCGGAUGGGACUAAAUGGGUGGUAGACCUGGACAGGGGGGUUCUGAUGAAUGAGGAUGGGCGUGUCCUGCAGGACUCCCAUGGCAGGCCCAGAAGAGUGGUCCUUGGGGAGGAUGGACGCACCAUAUUUGACCACCAGGGAAGUCCAUUGGUCAACCAGGAAGGCCUGGCUCUGUUUGGUAACAGUCGAGACAGUCGACCGGUGGUCAACCCCAAAGAUAAGUUCCUGACCGUGGGAGGGAAACCUGUUGUUGGCCUGAAUCGCCCUAAACCCAGGACAACAACCACGACCGCCCCUCCUACCACCACGGAGGAGCCCACCACCCCAGAGUGGACCACGCCGGAGCCCACCACCCCAGAGUGGACCACGGAGGAGCCCACCACCCCAGAGUGGACCACGGAGGAGCCCACCACCCUGCCAAUGCUGCCUACCUGCCCGCCUGGAACAUUCUCCCGGUUGGACUCCCAGGGGUUCUCCUUGUUGGACCCGGAUGGGGUUCUCAACUGCUACCCAUAUGAUGAGUUGUUGCUUUCGACCACCCUGCCCCCCCCCACCACCACGAGCCCCCCCACACCAGUGCCAGACACCAGGCCGUUCAACAACAGCCCUUCCUCAGAGUUCGACCUCACCGGAAAGAAACGCUUCACAGCUCCCUAUCUGACCUACAUCCAGAAGGACCCAGGGUCUCCAUGUUCUCUGACCGAGGCUCUGGAGUACCUGCAAGUGGAUGUCCUUGAGAACCUUCUGGAGAAAGACAGCCUGGCCACCAAUCAGAAGCAGCUCCCCAGGAACAAACCCCAUAAUAUCACGGUGGUUGCCAUGGAGGGCUGUCACUCAUUCGUCAUCCUGGACUGGGCCCGACCCCUGAAGGAUGACAUGGUGUCAGGCUACAUGGUCCACAGCGCGUCGUACGAUGACGUUCUCAACAACAGGUGGUCCUCCAGCCAGUCCAGUGGAACACACCUGGCUGUAGAGAACCUCAAACCCAAUUCCAGGUACUACUUCAAGGUCCAGGCGAAGAAUGUAUUUGGGCUGGGGCCAGUGAGUGAAACGCUGACCUAUGUCACUGAAUCAGACGAUCCCCUGCUUAUUGAGCGACCGCCUGGUGGAGAGCCAAUCUGGAUUCCCUUCACCUUCAGAUUUAACCCUGCCCACAGCGCCUGUAAAGGAAGUCAGUUUGUCAAGAGGACCUGGUACAGGAAGUUUGUAGGCGUGGUCUUGUGCAACUCGUUGCGCUACAAGAUCUUCAUGGGAGAUGGGCUUAAAGAUACAUUCUACAGUGUAGCAGAUACCUAUGGUCAUGGAGAGGAUCACUGUCAGUUUGUAGACUCCUACCUGGAUGGAAGGACAGGCAUGCCCAACCUCUCCAACCAUCUGCCCACCGCACAAGGUUACUAUCGUUCCCACCGGCAGGAACCAGUGACCUUUGGACCGAUUGGCCGCCGCACACCCCACCCCUUCGUGGGCUGGUACGAAUGUGGGGUGCCCAUACCUGGGAAGUGGUAACACAGGGGUCACUGAGAGGUUGUUGCCGAGGGCGAUCAGAUUCUGUCCCUAGGCCUCUCACUCUCAUUGACUCCGCCUGAUAAGGACGUACUGUAGCUAACCAUGGCAGAGGAAGCCUGUAUAGAGCUCCAGAGAAAGAGAAUAUAAUAGUUAAAUCAACAUCAAUAUGUCCCUGUAUUUUACAAUUGUGCACUUUUUAUAUAAAGAAGUCUGUAUAUGAGGG